This is a messenger RNA of Caenorhabditis bovis, 1602 nucleotides long. The record is from the annotation of a GenBank genome assembly. NCBI's taxonomy places the organism in Eukaryota, Metazoa, Nematoda, Chromadorea, Rhabditida, Rhabditidae.
AUGCUCGUCCACCAUCUCAUUGUUUGCGCUCUCGUCGGUGUGGCUUCCGCUGGCGACAUCCUCAUUUUCCCAUCGUCGCUCUAUCCGGUGCACGCCUACACGAUGUCGUUUCUCGCCAACGAGCUCGCCUCGCGCGGCCACCAAAUCGAUUGGCUCGAAAUCGGCUCGAAGCGAUCAUCGGCGAUUCUCGAUGCUCGCGUCCGUCGCCACUAUUGGCCGGUGUCGUUCGCCGAACGCAGUCUCGACGAUCUCUACACUCAUCGGAAUCAUUCGACGCAUUCCCGACUGUGGGAUUCCGAUUUUUUGAACGCCAAUGAGCAAACCAUCGGCUGGUUGGCAUCGAUCAAUCAAUGCGAUCAAUUGCUGACGAAGCAUAGCUCGAAAUUCUCGAAAAUUCUCGAAAAAAAUUAUGACACAAUAGUUAUCGAUGAUUUAUACAAUCCUUGUGGAAUUCUUCUAGCCGGUUUGAAAAAAUCGGUUUAUGUUUAUUGGAGCAUGACCUCAAUGAGGACCGAAUCCGCGUGGGCUAACCAGAGUCCGUCACCACCGAGUUAUCUUCCAGUGCCGGGAACCGGACUCACCGACGACAUGACAACCAUUGAGCGUCUUUACAACAUCGCCUCGUACUUUAAGCAACUCUAUAUUCAUCAGCAUUUGGUGCAGCCUCGAAUCGACGCGGUGUUUCAGAAGCAUUUUCCAGGCGUUUCAAGCGCGUUCGAGAUCGAGCGGAACGCCUCGAUCAAUUUCGUCAACAAUCCGCCGAUUUUCGACUUCGCGCGACCCUACAUGCCGCGCGUCAAUUUCGUCGGCGGCCUUCAUUGCCGCCAACCGAAACCGCUGCCCGACGCCAUCGAGCGAUUCUUCGCCGCCGGCCGCGGAUUCGUGCUGCUCACCACCGGCUUCACGGCUCGAUGGUCGUUGGCGCCGAGAAGCGUCAUCGACGCCUAUUUGCGCGCGUUCGAAACGCUCGCCGAUUAUCGAUUUGUAUGGCAGUAUGAUGGGGAGACGAUCGAGAAGCUGCCCGACAAUGUGUUCGUGUCUUCCUGGCUUCCACAACAGGAUCUUCUAGGCCAUCCAAAAUGUCUAGUGCACGUGACGCACGGCGGCCUCAACAGUGUGAUCGAAUCGAUUUGGCACGGUGUGCCCGUCGUCGGACUGCCGCUGACGGCGCGAGGCCGCGACAAUCUGCUGCGAGUCGCGGCGCGCGAUUCGGGCGUCAUUCUCGAGAAACGCGAUCUCGAGAAGCUCUCCGACGCGAUCAGCGAGGUGGCGACGAGCAAAAAGUACAAAGAGGAGAUGCUGGUGUUCCAGGAUAUGCUCAUUGAUGUGCCCUACACGGAGCUCGAGCACGCCGCGUUUUGGGUCGAAUUCAUCGAGCGACAUCACGAGGUCCCGCACGCGCGCUCCGGCGCCGAUCAUCUCAACGUCCUUCAAUACUUUCUAGUAGACGUCAUCGCAUUCUUCAUUUUUGUGAUUUAUUGUACACUCUCGAUUGCUCUAUUCAUCAUCAGAGCUCUCUUCCAAGCGGCUCUCCGCGUUCUAUCAUUGAUAGGCGUUCGAAAAAAUUCAAAUCGGGUCUCGAAGGGCAAAAAGAUGAAUUAG